AAGGGCCCUUGAAAUACAGAAAGAGGGUGUAUGCAUGUGGCAUGCACUUUGCUUACUGAGAAACAAUUCAAGGGGAGAAUUUGACAGAGUUUGAACAAAGCUUCUGAAUGGCUACUGAACAAGACUCAGAUGCUCAAAAGAAGCUAGCCAGGGACUUAUGGCAGGCUGUAGUCAAUGAUGACGUCACCAAAGUUAGGUCCCUGUUGGGACAGGGGGCAGACCCCAACCACCAGCUCUACUGGAGUGACGAGUGGGGGGUUAAGGAUCCUCCAUUACACGAGGCUUGCUGGGAGGGCUACCUUGAGAUUGUGAAGACACUUGUUACUCAUGGAGCUCGUACUGAUAAAGGUGAUGGGAGGUACAACAAGACUCCACUUCACUAUGCAUGCGAGGGAGGUCAUAAAGAGGUGGUGCAGUACUUGAAGGAGGUCGGGUGCAGCGCUGAUGUGAGGGAUGAUGAUAACGAGACUCCUCUUCACUCUGCUUGUUAUGGAGGAAGUAAAGACACGGUACAGUAUCUGGUGGAGGAGCUGAAGAUGAAUGUUGAUGUGAGGGACAGGUGGGACCGAACACCACUGUACAUGGCUUGUGUGGGAGGACAUAUACAACUAGUGAAAUACCUAGUUGAGGAACUAAAGUGGGAUGUUGAUGUGACUGAUGAUGCUGGCGAGACUCCUCUUGACUGGGCAGUGGAGUAUGGUCAGACUAAAGUUGCUGACUAUCUCAAACCUCUAGUCUCCACUCCUGAACCAGAUACUCCAAAUGGUUCCGAACAACUUCCUUCAACUUCUUCCAAGGAUGAUCCUAACCUAACCUCAUCAAUCGAUAUUCAAAACCAAACCUACUUGAAGAAACUGGACGAGCUGAUGACCGACAAAAACAACACUAUCGAGCUACACUAUCUCAAGACGCACUUCAUUGGUCCCUCGGGUCUUGGCAAAACGACCACUCGACAGCGGCUUGUUGGAUCCAUCACUAACCUGUCUUUGCUGCCCGAAGAUCAAAGGAAACGUUGCAGUACAUUACUAGCCGAGUGUGAACAAGUAUUGGCCUUUGUGGAUAAAUCUGGAACAAAGCUUGAAUUCAAAGCAUCUUCAAGUCUAGAGGAAGAAACACAGUUUAUCUUCUCUUACCUUAUGUCCUGUGAAUCUAUUGAAGAAACACCUAAGAAACAGCCUACUAAAGAAACCACUGACCCAAAAAAUCAAACUACUGUACCCAAAGAAACGGUAUCACCAACUGAUCAGCCAACACCAGAAUUACCGGAAAAGGUCGUGAAAGUGACGACUGUAGAUGUUGGAAAGGUUGUCUCGAGACUCCGGAGUAUUGUGGGUUCAGGAGAGUACACUAAAGAGCUGCUGAACAAAGUCCUACUCAAUCUGGUCGAUAUAGGUGGGCAGCCUGGAUUCGUGGAGAUGUUUCCAUUUCUAAGCAAAGGCGCAGGGAUUUUCCUGGUAUUCUUUCGACUGGACAAAGACCUUGAUGACAUGUGUCAAGUCUCCUACGAACGAGGAAAUGACAAGAUCACACCGUACGAUUCAACGUACACAAGCACAGAAACACUCUCUCAAAUCCUCUCAGCUAUCAGCCACCAUACCAAGAUUGACUCGGAUAUUGACAGAGAGCAGUGUAGUAAACUGGGCAAUCUAGGCUCUGCUAAGCCUGUUGCUACCCUCAUAGGUACUUUCAAGGAUGAACUGACAAUGCAAAUCAAAGUCGAUCUUCUGUACGAGAAAUAUUGUCACUCAGCUAUCUACAAGAGCAAUAGUACCACUGCCAGCAAGAGCGAUAGCACCACUGCCAACAAAAGCGAUAGUACCACUGCCUGCGAGAGCGAUGGCACCACUGCCAGCAAGAGCGAUGGGACCACUGCCAGCAAGAGCGAUGGCACCACUGCCAGCAAGAGCGAUGGCACCACUGCCAGCAAGAGCGAUACCACCACUGCCAGCGAGAGCGAUGGCACCACUGCCAGCGAGAGCGAUGGCACCACUGCCAGCGAGAGCGAUACCACCACUGCCAGCAAGAGCGAUGGCACCACUCCCAGCAAGAGCGAUGGCACCACUGCCAGCGAGAGCGAUACCACUACUGCCAGCAAGAGCGAUGGCACCACUGCCAGCAAGAGCACUGCCAGCGAGAGCGAUAGUACCACUGCCAGCGAGAGCGAUACCACCACUGCCAGCAAGAGCGAUACCACCACUGCCAGCAAGAGCGAUAGCACCACUGCCAGCGAGAGCCUAAAAGAAAACAAACAAAAGAAAGCAAUUCGGAACAUUUUGACUCAACAGAAGCAUGCUAACGUCAGUGCAGAAGACAUGGCUGCCAUUGAGCAAACAGUCAGCCAACACCUCAACUCAGACACUUUCAAGAAAGAUGUCCAAGACCGUUUAGAGCAAAAGUUGACAGAGAAAAACGAAGCCUUGACCAAGAUUACCAGCAAGUUUGAGGAUUUACUUUCUCACCCAAAAGACAAGAAGUUCAUAGCAGUGGACAACUACGAAGGCACUGAUUCUGAUAUGGAACCUCUUCGUGAACAUCUUCAUGGCUUAUUCAGUAGCUAUUUCAAAGAUGCCAAGCUUCGAAUUCGCCCACAACAGCUUUUGUUUGGAGUUGUACUGAGAAAAGAGUUUGACAUUGUGUCUAUGGAAGAUUGCAUUCGUAUCGGUACCGAGGGAUUAAAGAUGAGAGAGAAGGAGGUUCGAUUCACCGUUUGGUACCUGGAUCGGUACGUUGGAGCUUUGAUCUAUCAUCCAGAGAUCAAGGACAAAGAUGGUUGGUUUGGGAACUUUGUCAUUUGCAACCCCCAAGUGGUAUUCAACAGCCUCAGUGUUCUCGUUGUCAAUCCGCUGCUGGAGCUCCAUUCUGAAGACAGCCGUAUUCAGUUUAAGGAAGCUGAGAGAAGGAAUUGGAUACUCAAGGGACAAUUCUCACUGAAAACAAUCACUCGAUGCCAUUCCGAUGUAAACCAGGGUGUGAAGAAAGACCAGUUGAUUCCUGUUGAGAAGCUGCUCAUACUACUCGAGCAUUCCCACCUCUUGGCCAAGAUCACAACAGUGAAGGAAGACCAUAGCACAGAAGAGGUCGAAACGACGUAUUUCAUCCCCGCUAUUCUCAAGUGUGCAUCUCGCGAGGAACUAACGAAACCACCACCCACUGGUAUUGAUACACCCUCUCCAAUCAAGAUCACAUUUAAACCUCAGUACGUUCCCAUUGGAGUAUUCUGUGCCAUGAUCAGUGAAUUGGUCUCAAGGGGGAGUAAAGGCAAAGGCAUUCUGGGCAUGACUUGGAAACUUGCCACUGAUACCUCAGUAAAGAGAAACCUCGUCUCCUUUCACAUUGACGAAUCUGCCAAGCAUUUUGUUACCCUGAUUGCUUAUGUCGAUAGCUACGAGGUACGGAUUAUUCGACAGAAUCGAAAGUACACGAUGCACGAGCUUUGUUCCUACGUCCUCUCAACCCUCCUGUUGGUGAUAAAGGAUAUUAGUCCACUGCUCACUCCGAUUAUUGCCUUCGACUGCUACUGUGGCAAACACGGAGAUGCCACGAAACUGUGUGUCCUCACACCUGGAGUGUAUCCCAGCUUUAACUGCACCAGUGAAGUCUCUCUGAGUCCUCACCAAGAAUGCUGGUUUGCAAAAGAAGUCUGUCUGGGAAAGGAUGUUUCUCUCAAGGCUCUGCCCUUUGCCUCUAAGCGAGAGUUGAAGGACAAGAACCUCACCUUCGAGUGGAGCAAGAGAAGUCCUGAAAUUGAUGAGGAUGAACACAAAUUGGAAUUCAAGGCCUCGUCAAGGGAUCACUUCAAAGGCUUUAUCAGUUGUGAGAUCUCCAAGAACCAGAAGCCUUUCUUCACCGUGUACCACUGCCUCAAAGAGAAUGAUGAAGACACCUCCAGCUCUGAAACUGAUCAGCUGUUUACAGAUGUGAAGGAAGUGAUCAAAGAGAUACGCUCUGACUGGUACAGCCUGGCUAUAGAACUGGACAUUGACUAUGCAACUAGGAAGAGUCUUGAGAAGGACUAUCGCUGGGUUGAGCCAUGCUUUGAGGCCAUGCUGACACACUGGGUGAAGCGCUCCUCUCCUCCCCCCUCCUGGUCUGCCCUUGUUAGAGCACUAGAGUCUUCCGCCAUUGCUCGUGGGGACAUUGCAACAACCAUUAAGACAAAAGCUACCAGCGACAUCUCUCCUGAUAUUUGUCCUCUCACUGACUGUGAGGGACUGAGUGUGGAUCAUCAUUUGAGGGUAGUGAGGACAGCUGCCUGGGAGGUGAGGGGGACAUGGCGUCCUCUGGGAGAGCAGUUGGGUGUCAAUGAGGGGACACUAGAUGCCAUCAAGAGGGACUGUCCGAAUGAGUGUGAUGACUGUUUCACUAAACUACUGGAGCAAUGGUUGACAGGAUCCACCCCCGCCCCCACACUAGGAGCACUCAUCCAUGCACUCAAGUCUCCUGUCAUUAGUCGUGGAGACAUUGCCCAACAGAUGGAGUCUAAACUAACCAAGCUAGCUUCACAGUAACAGCUCCACUGACUCCAUAUCAUGAUAGUGACUCGUACAUCUUUUAUUGAUCAGAAAUAUUUUUAUGCUUUGUUUUGCUGGUUCCCACUCUUGCUACGAUUUUUGAAUAAUAAUAAUCCAGUCCAUCA
Halichondria panicea is the source of this 4636-nucleotide messenger RNA. RefSeq lists its product as uncharacterized. The coding region runs from base 108 to 4508 and encodes 1466 amino acids. Gene Ontology annotation, cellular component: BRCA1-A complex; nucleus; BRCA1-BARD1 complex. Gene Ontology annotation, molecular function: protein binding; ubiquitin-protein transferase activity. Gene Ontology annotation, biological process: regulation of gene expression; protein K6-linked ubiquitination; signal transduction. The transcript has 13 exons. The record is from RefSeq and is a predicted model, not a curated record. Lineage: Eukaryota; Metazoa; Porifera; Demospongiae; Suberitida; Halichondriidae.